Cornus florida is the source of this 2068-nucleotide messenger RNA. RefSeq names its product cysteine protease ATG4-like. The record is from RefSeq and is a predicted model, not a curated record. Lineage: Eukaryota; Viridiplantae; Streptophyta; Magnoliopsida; Cornales; Cornaceae. Gene Ontology annotation, molecular function: protein-phosphatidylethanolamide deconjugating activity. The transcript has 10 exons. Bases 269 to 1690 code for a protein of 473 amino acids.
UUUUGGGUUCGCGACUCGCGAGUCGCAUCUUGGUUUGAACCGAACGUCACCAGCGUCUCUGCUCUCUCUCUCUCUCGAACAGGAAUUGCUUCUGUGCAGUGCACCAAGCGCCUUAGGCAAUACAGGUUCCUAGUCUGUUGAGGCAUCUUAGUUUCUUUCCACAAGUUGAUUCAUCUUUUACCUCUGGACUGCUGAUUAAUAUUGGAAAUUUGGGUAGCUCCUAUGAAUUGAUGUCAUUCCAUGCUGUGUUAAUUCAACAUAUUCUUGUAUGAGUUCUACUGAUUCCCCAAAUAGUAAUCCGGGUGCCACUUGUUCGCAACCGGGUUCCAGUGAUAGUAAGCUCUCAAAGAUUUGCUUAUGGUCUGGUUUCUUUCUUUCUGCUUCCUCAAUCUUUGAAACGCAUAGUGAGUCGAAAGGUUGUCAGAAGAAGGCAUUCCGUACUAGAAGCAAUGGGUGGACAACUGCUGUGAAGAGAGUUAUGAAUGGUGGCUUAAUGAGGAGACUUCACGAGCGUGUACUAGGGCUGAACAAGACUGGGAUUUCUAGUUUAACGAGUGACAUAUGGCUUCUGGGUGUCUGUUAUAAAAUUUCUCAGGAGGAUUUAUCUGGCGAUCCGGCUUCUAGCAAUGGGUUAGCUACAUUUAUUGAAGAUUUCUCAUCAAGAAUUUUGUUGACCUAUCGCAAAGGUUUUGAUGCCAUCGGAGAUUCGAAGUAUACCAGUGAUCAAAAUUGGGGUUGCAUGCUUCGAAGCAGCCAGAUGCUCGUUGCUCAAGCAUUACUUAUUCAUCGACUUGGGCGAUCUUGGAGAAAACCUUCACAUAAGCCACUCGAUCAAGACUAUAUUGAGAUAUUGCACCUUUUUGGUGAUUCUGAGGCGUCAGCUUUCUCUAUUCAUAAUCUUCUCCAUGCUGGAAAGGCUUAUGACCUCGCUGCUGGGUUAUGGGUAGGGCCAUACGCCAUGUGUCGCACCUGGGAAACUCUAGUCCGUUGUAAGAGAGUGGAUACUGAGCUUGAAGACCGGUCAUUGCCUAUGGCUGUUUAUGUAGUUUCUGGUGAUGAAGAUGGGGAGAGAGGUGGAGCUCCAGUUGUUUGCAUUGAAGAUGCCUCUAGGCAUUGUUUCGAGUUUUCAAGAGGCCAAGUUAAUUGGUCACCCAUUCUUUUAUUGGUUCCUUUGGUUUUAGGACUUGACAAAGUUAAUCCUAGGUACAUUCCAUUGUUAAGGAAAACAUUCACCUUUCCCCAGAGCCUUGGCAUAUUGGGUGGCAGGCCUGGUGCUUCAACGUAUAUUGUUGGUGUGCAAGAUGAAAAAGCAAUUUACCUUGAUCCACAUGUAGUUCAGCUGGCAGUUGAUAUCAGGAGGGAUAAUUUAGAGGCUGAUACUUCGUCUUAUCACUGCGAUGAAGUACGGCACAUUCCCCUGGACUCACUUGAUCCGUCUUUGGCAAUAGGGUUUUAUUGUGGAGACAAAGAUGAUUUUGAUCAUUUUUGUUUCCUGGCUUCCAAGCUUGCGGAUGAAUCAAAUGGUGCUCCAUUAUUUACUGUUACUCGAGCCCGGAAUUCAUCGAAGCCAGCUGCUAGCCGUGACGUGUUGGGUGAUAGCGGUGGAGUUCAAGAGGAUAAUUCCUUUGAUAUGGUGCCUGCUAGUGAUGCAGAGGGCGGCACGCAAGAGGAUGACUGGCAACUCCUUUGAAUUUGGUUCUAGUUUGGGUUUGGAAGCUUGUACAUAAUAUGGCCAAUAUGUCCUUUUAUCUGUUGUCUAUCCAACCCAUGGUGUCUCUCAUCAGCACAACCACAUUUUCAACUGACUUCUGCAUUUAGUUCAUUGAUAAGUUAGAUUUUACACGUAGAAAAAUCUUCAUCAAGCUUCUUUCAUUUUCCGUCCUGUCACUGUUGAGUUGAUCAAAUUUGCGUGGUGUACGGUAAUGCCGCUACCCAUUUUGAAUUCGGUGAUCGAUAUACCAAUUGAGUGUAGAUUAUUUGCAUUUGACAGUGCUGUGGUAUGUGCUUGUGUGUAUUUUUUAUUUAUUAUAAUUAUCUUAAAUUAUGUUUAAAGGACUGUUGAACGUAA